This is a messenger RNA of Rhododendron vialii, 1236 nucleotides long. Its product is annotated as large ribosomal subunit protein uL18-like. Lineage: Eukaryota; Viridiplantae; Streptophyta; Magnoliopsida; Ericales; Ericaceae. The transcript is spliced from 9 exons. Gene Ontology annotation, molecular function: structural constituent of ribosome; 5S rRNA binding. Gene Ontology annotation, biological process: translation; ribosomal large subunit assembly. Gene Ontology annotation, cellular component: ribosome; cytosolic large ribosomal subunit. The coding region runs from base 17 to 985 and encodes 322 amino acids. The record is from RefSeq and is a predicted model, not a curated record.
GGGUUUAGCUAUAUAUAUGUUUUCGUCUUUCCCCUGUGCGCAGAAGACGCGUCGUCUACAGCAUCUCGCUGCAACAAUGGUGUUUGUCAAAUCUCAAAAGAGCAAUGCCUACUCCAAGCGGUUUCAGGUCAAGUUCAAGAGAAGGAGAGAGGGGAAGACAGAUUAUCGGGCUAGAAUUCGCCUAAUAAAUCAGGACAAAAACAAGUACAAUACCCCAAAGUAUCGGUUCGUUGUUCGCUUUACGAACAAGGACAUCAUUGCACAAAUAACAUCUGCUAGCAUUGCUGGUGAUAUCGUCCUUGCUGCUGCAUAUGCCCAUGAGUUGCCUCGCUACGGGCUUGAAGUGGGUCUCACAAAUUAUGCUGCAGCUUACUGUACUGGCCUUCUCUUGGCGCGCCGCGUCUUGAAAAUGCUAGAAAUGGACGCUGACUAUGAGGGAAAUGUGGAGGCAACUGGAGAGGAUUUUUCAGUUGAGCCAGCAGAGAGCAGAAGGCCAUUCCGAGCCCUCCUUGAUGUUGGCCUUGUUAAAACAACCACCGGGAACCGUGUCUUUGGUGCUCUGAAGGGAGCUUUGGAUGGUGGGUUGGAUAUCCCACACAGUGAGAAAAGAUUUGCGGGUUUUGCGAAGGAUUCUAAGCAGCUUGAUGCUGAUCUCCAUCGAAAGUAUCUUUAUGGCGGGCAUGUUGCGGCAUAUAUGAGGACUCUGAUGGAAGAUGAGCCGGAGAAGUAUCAGACCCAUUUCAGUGAGUAUGUCAAGAGAGGAAUUGAGCCAGAUGGCAUUGAGGAGAUGUACAAGAAAGUUCAUGCUGCCAUUCGUGCAGACCCCACUCAGAAGAAGUCAGAGAAACAGCCGCCUAAGGAACACAAGAGGUACAACUUGAAGAAGCUGACAUACGAGGAAAGGAAAGCUAGUUUGAUUCAACGGCUCAAUGCCCUCAACUCUGCAGCUGGUGCUGAUGAUGAUGCGGAUGAAGAUGAGGAUUGAAUGUUCGAAGUAGUGGUAGGAUCUGAGAGCCAAAUUUGUGAUGUUUUCAGUGCAGAUGCUGCUGAUCUUCAGUUCAGUAUGGAACCUGAUAAUAUUUGCAUCUGUUGGGCAAUUUUGCAGCUUGGAGUUUUUCUUGUUUCUCUGGUAGAUGGUAACAGAACAUUUAACUUUCUGAAUAUUCUGAGUGUUGGGAUGUUAUGUUGUGAAAUGCUUUGCAAGCUUGCUCUUUCAUGCCAGUAGUGGUUUCGUCA